GUCACUGAGUUCGGCUUCUCUCUCACAGCCAUGGAAGACGAGGAGAGACAGAAAAAGCUGGAGGCCGGUAAAGCCAAGCUUGCCCAAUUCCGGCAACGGAAAGCUCAGACUGAUCUUCAAAAUCCAGGGAAAAAACAGAAGAAGAAGAAAAAAGUAGCAAGCAAACUGGAGGAGCAAGGGCAACCUGUCACAGCUAAGCAUCAUCAGCAAGAUAUUAAAACAAGUGCAGAGAGAGGACCAGCGAGGGAAGGUGAAGAGUUAAUCAUUAAUAGGAUUUUACAUAGUGGAGAUGUAAUCAAACAGGACCAGACCUAUAUGAUUGAGCCAGAAAGUGAAGUGUCCACAACAGCUGAUGACUGUACAUCAGAGGCAAAUGGUUGUUGUACAGUGCCACAAGAAUUGGCAUUUAAAGCAGAAGAUAUGACGAGGGUACAGUAUGAAGAAGAGGAAUUUAGCAUAUCAGGAACCUGCUCUGAGCAUGAUGCAAAGUCCUUUCAGACAAGACUUGAGAUAAUGGAGGAAGAUUUAACUGCAAAACAACAAGAGAUUGAAGAGCUGAAUAGGGAGCUUGAAGAGCUGAGAGGGGUAUUUGGUAAAGAAGGUUUCCAGCAGCUACAGGACUUUGAAGCUGCAGUCAAGCAGAGAGAUGGCAUUAUUACACAACUCACUGCUAAUCUACAGCAAGCUAGGAAAGAAAAGGAUGAGAUACUUCAAGAAUUUUUGGACUUAACAGAGCAAAGUCAAAAACUACAAAUCCAAUUUCAACAGUUGCAAGCCAGUGAAGCUGUGAGAAGUACUAACCAUGGUACAACAGCAGCUGACUUGAUACAUUCAAAGCAGCAGCUCAUUACUUAUCAAAUGCAGAUUGAAGAGCAGGAACAACAGUUGAAGGCCUUCCAGGAAAUGAAUGAUAAAUGUCAGCAACAAAUAAAAUAUCUACAGACUCAGCUUCAAGAUCAAGCAGUGAGUGACAAUGAAAAGACCGAUAAUGCACUGAAGUUAAAUAGCAAAGACCAAUUAAUUGAACAGCUUGAAAACACUGUUAAAGAACAUGAAAAUGUGACAUUAUUGUUGAAAGAUAAGAUGUUUGCUUCUGAUAAAUUAGUUCAAGAUUUAAAUGAACAGAUAUUGAAAACAAAUCAAGCUACUGAGUACCUGAGGACAGAAUUGACUAAUUCAAAGCAAAGGGAGAGACAGUCAUCGGAUGAAAUAAAGCAGUUAAUGGGUACAGUGGAAGCACUUCAGAAACGCUGUCAUAUGGGCAAUUUGUCUGAAUUAGAAACCGUACAAAGGAUUGAAAUAGAAAAUCAUCGGAAAAUGGAGCAACUUCAAGCAGAAUUGGAUGAGAUGUAUGGAAAACAGAUAGUGCAGAUGAAGCAAGAAUUGCAGCAGCAACAUACUUUGGAGAUUAGAAGACUUACUGAGCAGCAUAAAAAUGAAAUGGAAAAGGCUUUAGGUCAUUCUGUUAAUAACUUAGUCAAUGAGGAACAAAUUAAUUUGUUAAAUGUGGCAAUCAAUGAAUUAAAUGCCAAAUUAAGAGACUCUCAUUUUCAGAGAGACCAAAUUAGGCAAGAAAUGACACAACAGCUGGAAAGAGCUUCUGAAAAAAACAUACAGCUGCAGAACCAAGUUGAAGAACUCUUAGAAGAGCUCAGCUUCACUAAAGGUCAAAUUCGGAGAGCCUCAGAAAGUAUUACUGAUCAGAAAUACAAAAUGCAUGAAGUAGAAGAACUGAAAAAUAUGGUUGAGCAGUUGAAGGCCCAACUAUUAGCUACUUCAGAGUUUAAUAAGGAGCUGGAAUCUGAGCAUGAGGCAGAAGUUACCAACUAUAAAAUUAAGCUUGAUAUGCUGGAGAGGGAAAAAGAUGAAGUUUUGGAUAGGAUGGCUGAAUCUCAAGAAGCUGAAUUAGAAAGAGUAAGGACUCAACUUCUUUUCAGCCAUGAAGAAGAGCUGAGUAAACUAAAAGAAGACCUCAAAAGAGAACAUAUAUUAAAUGUUUGUAAUAUUCGGGAAGAAAUGGCCAUGAAACAGAAUCAGCAUUUGGAAAGCUUGCAAACAGAAUUUGGUAAAACAGUGAAAGAAAUGAAAUGUGAAAGGGAUAAUAUGGUCAUUAAAAAUAACCAACUAUUAUCUGAGAUUGCCAUAUUAAAAAAAGAACUGCAGACAUCACUUAAGAAUGAUAAAGUGGAAGAGGUGUAUUUGCGGAUAAGUGAACUUGAAACAGAAAUUGAAGCAUUAAGAGAAGUUGAGAAAGAAAAGAAUACACUGGAAAAAGGAAUACUAGAGCUACAAGCUAGGAAUAAUGUUUUGGAGAAACAGUUUGAGGAGCAGAAAGCUAUGGAGAUAAAAAUCAAAGGGCUUCAGAAAGAAAAUGAAGGUCUUCAAGAAACCAAAAAACAAUUAGAAGAAAAGCUAAAAAUUUGCAUUGAAUCUGAAGAGAAUACGUUGGCAUUAGUUAGUGAAAAUGAGCUUUCAGAAAUGAGAGGACACAUUGAAAGACUUACAGCAGUUAAUGGACAGCUUGAAGCCCGUGAGAGGGAACUCCAAGAGGAGGUUGAGAGACAAAGGAACACCUUUUCUUUUGCUGAGAAAAACUUUGAAGUUAACUUUCAAGAAUUACGUGAUGAAUAUGAUUGUCUGCUGAAAAUGAAGUCGCGAAUAGAAGAAAUGAUGGUUAAGCAAGAAAUUGAAUAUGAAUCCAAGUUAAAGAUCUUAAAUGAACAGCUCCAGCUGUCAGAGUUAAAGAAAGAUACUGAAAAUUGCACAGUGAUAAAUAAAGUGCAACUGGACAAAACAUUUGAUAAUUCCAGUAGCCAACCUAUAAGCAUAGGAAGCAGAGAGGUCAUUGAAAAAGAUACAACUGAACUCAUGGAAAAACUUGAGAUAGCUCAACAGGAUAAAAAUGAGCUAUCUAAGAGACUUUCAGAUCUUUCAGAGGUUUUGAUUUUGAGGCAAAAUGAAAUUUUACACUUGAAAGAGAAACUGAAAUUUCUAAAAGAACAAACUGCAGAAAGGUGUGAGAAAAUGGACAGAAUUGAGAAUCAAAAACUGCCAGAUGUUAAAGUGAAGACCCAAGAACACCACCAAAUGUCCCAAACAAACAUAAUCAAAACAAAGAAUGAAUAUCAGUCUAAAGAGCCAUCUUUUAUUGUUUCUUGUGAAUUAAAAGAACAUGAACAACAGGAAGAAAAUAUAAUGGAACAAUUAAUUUCACUACAAAAUUCAAUGAAGAUUAUUGUUUUAGAAAGAGAUGAGAUGCAACAAAAUCAGAUUAACCUUAUCCAAGAAAAAGAAUCUCUAUUAACCCAAAAUCAGCACUUAAGAGAGAAACUAGCAUCUGAAUCCUUAGUCGAUCUACAGACUGAAAGGGACCAUCUCAAACAUCAGCUAGAGUCUGUUCGAGCUGAACAGCUGGGUUUGGCUGAACUUGUGCAGCAGAAAACUUUGAUGGAAGAAACUUUUCACAAAAAGAGAGAGGAAAUGGAAAGUACUUUAAUUAAAGCUCAACAGGAGAAGUUGGAACUGGAGAAGAAGAUUGAAGCACACUUUGGAGUUCCUAUGUGUGAACUGCAUACUGGAUUGGUGGAAAAUCAGCAAGCAAAAGAUACAGAGCAAGAAGGAUGUGAGAAUUCUGCCGCAGUUCAAGGAUGUACUGCGUCUGCUCAAGGUUACUUGGCUCAGCUGGAACAAACUAAGAAGCAGACAGAGGUUGAGUUAAAGCUUCAGUUGGAGGCUCAGCGCAUUAGUCUUUCUCAGAUUUAUGCUGCUCAGCUGGAGCUUAUCCGUGACAAUUUGAAAAAUGAAAAAGAGAUCGCUCUUGAAAGACUCCAGGAGAAGCUCACAAUCUCUCAUACUUCAGAAAUAAAACAGCUUCAAGCAUUGUACCAGCAGGAAUUACAGGACUUCAAAAAACCUCAGAAAGGCUUUGAAGAAUCUUCACAAAUGUUGAUAGAGAAGCUCAACAAGAAGAUAUCCGAUGAAUGCAUGCAACUCACCCAGCUAUUUGCCACUGUACUGGAUGAAGAUAAUUUGUUAGAAAGAAGAGAACAUGAAGAUCAAUCUGAGGAAGCUUUAUCUUUGGGAUUUGCAGACUGUAUUAAUGAGGGAAGCCAGGUCCACAAAGACCCCACUGAAGGAGCAAGAGCAAUGCAAACUUAUCUACAGGUACUGCAAAGGAAAUUACUUGAGGAAUAUGGUCAACUAAGAGAUCUGCAAACACAAUUAACUAAUGACUUCAAAAAGAUUGAAGACCUCCAGGCUGCGUACAUAAAUUUGCAGUUACAAAGUCAAGAAGAAAAUGCUAGUUUGCGAAUGCAGAUAGAAAGCUCACGUGCUAGUUCUCAAGACCUUAAUGAUCUUAAGGAACAGUUAAGAGUCCGGUCAGCUCGACUUGAAGAGAUUGAAAAGAUAAAGCUGGAGUUUUGCCAACAGAAGGCCGAGUUAGAGAACCAACAUGUAGAAGAAAUAAAAGGUCUGACGUCUUCUCAUGAAAAACAGUUCAAAGAAAUGGAGGAGAAAUACACUGCAGAGGUCAUCUCUCUGAAGGAAAAGCUGCAGAAAGUAACUAGCUUAUUGACACAGUGCAGGUCAGAAAUAAAUGUCGCUAACGAGCAAGUGGCUGAAAGUUGUGGUGUUGAUCGAGAGCAGCAAAAGGUAGGGGCAGAUAAGGUUGAGGCAAAGGUGGAUAGCACUCAGCAACGGCAAUGGCACGUGAAACAGCUUGGUUCGUCACAACAGUUUCAAAGUUUGGGAAAGGCUAUACAUGCCAAAUAUAAAGAGGAGGUUUCUGAUUUGAAAGAGCAACACGGUCAAACACUAGAACACCUGGAAUUUGCUAUAAAAACACAAUAUGGUCAGGUGGAGGAAAUAUUUGGAAUGGAGCCAACUAAGUUUGCUGGGGGGGAACCUACUUCAAGGGUUUUGAAUGAAGUUCUUCAAACAGGUGUAUUGCACGACACUGAAGAGCAAAAAAGUAAAUCUAGUCAAGUUAUAUAUCUUCUAGAGAAGCAAUAUGAAGAACGUCUGCAGGAAGAAAUAGCUAAGGUAAUUGUACAGAUGUCUGUACAGUUUGCUCAACAGAGUGAGAUGACUAGGAUGAUGAGGCACCAAGAAGAGCCUACCCCAUGUAAAAUAAGUGAUGAAGAAUGGGAGAAAAAAAUAGAACAGAGGUUAGGGAUUCUUAAACAAGAUCUACAGUUUCAGUUUGAUGCAGACAAACAAAUAUUAGAAAAUCUGUUUUUAGAAGAAAAGGAGGAACUUCGGAGAACUUUGAAACAGAAGGAUGCUGAAAUUCUAGCUAUUCAAAGGCAAUUGCAAAAUUACAAGACUGAAUAUAAAUUGGACAUGACUGGUGUGAUUUCAGAAGCUGCUUUGCAGGAGGAGUUUUUGAAUGCUGACCAGGAACUAUUCGAGGAUUCUUAUGUUAAAGAUAAUUCCAGUCUGAAAGAAAUGAACAAUGAAUGUAAAAUUGAAGCUACUGAAUUAGAGAGACAAGAAGUUGCACAGGAAAGAUUAGAAGACAUGAGGCAGGAGCUUGUUCGACAGGAUCAGGAGCAUCAACAAUCAGUAGAAGCUUUACGACAGUUCCACACACAACAGCUGGAGCGACUACAUGAAGAACGAGAGCAAUUGUUGGCUGAGGUCGAAAAACUGAAGGAACAGCUUGCAGAGAACGGCCGCGUUUGUAAUGAGAAACUGUUAUUAGACAAUGAAAGAAUGUUUGAAGAACUGGAAAAAUUUAAAUGUAUUCAUGCAACUGGAAAGGAAGGACUUUCUCAGGGAACCUGCAACAGAACUACACAGACAGUCAUGAGUGAAACAGAAGACCAGCAUAAAUCCCAAGAGCAUUCUGCUGAGGCCAACAGCAUAUCAUCAAAUGAAGAAAAAUCUGAAGAAGCAAAUGAAAGUGACCUCACAGAACAAAGAAAUAGUUUACAGAAGACCAAUGAGAGACUCUUGAAAGUGUUGUCAGAAGUGGUUAAGACGACGGCAGCUGCAGAAGAAACUAUAAGUAGGCAUGUUUCAGCCUUCCUAGAGAGAUCAAUCAAAGGACAGCCUCCUUUGAGAACACCUUUGUGGGAUCAAGACGAACAAGAGCCCAUUGAGGCACUGCAGCCUUUCAAAUUCCAGAGCCAUGAAGCUGUCGAAGAAGAGCAGUCAAAUUCCUAUCAUGGUAGUGACACAGGAGGUGAUGAUACUAGUAUCUGGUCAGGAGGGACAGAUGAAGGACUGGAGCUGUCUCAUCGUUUCAGAGGUGGAAUACUGGAUCCUGAGAUUGAAGAGCUUGUACUAAAUGUGGGGACCCGCCUUCACGCUGCUUUAGAAAAAUUACUGGGUGCUAUUACUGAAACCACCUAUCAGCUUGAUCAUGCCAGGGUCACUCAGACAGAGCUCAUGCGAGAUUCUGUCCGAAAAAAAACGGAGAUUGCUGAUUUACGUAAACGCCAAGCAGAGCUCCUUGACAGAGUUAAUGAAGAGCUGAAGGCUAGGGAGAAGUUGGCAUUGGAGCUUCAUAAAGCAGAAGGUAUUAUUGAUGGUUACACAGAAGAGAAAGCCAGCUUAGAAAGGCAGAUUCAUGAGAAAACUGAGAUCCAGCAUCAGAUUGCACAGGAACUCCAGCAUACAAGUAGCCGUCUGCAUGAGCUAGAAGAAGAGCGACAACAACUUCAUCAAGAGAGGGAAUUAAUCACAAGACAACAGGUUGCAAUGAAAGAAAAUGCAGGAACUGUGGAGCUCCGCCUAGUUGAAGCUGCAGAUGCAGCACCAGAAGCAGAACUACUGGAGGAGACAGAAAAGCUCAUGAAGGAAAAACAGGAAGUGCAGCGCCAGGCAGAGAAAGAACAAAAUGACCUCACCAAACAGGUGAAAAUGCUAGAAAGUGAAUUAGAGGAGCAGGUGAACACGGUGAUAGAGAUGGAACAGGAAAAGAAUGCUGAGAUUCUGGACUUGCAGCAGCAGAUUGUAGCCUUGGAAAAACAACUGGAGAAAAACAGAAAAUUUUUGGAUGAACAGGCAAUAGACCGUGAACAGGAGAGAGAUGUAUUUCAGCAAGAGAUACUGAAAUUGGAGCAACAACUGAAAGCUCCACAAAGGCUCCAACCUAUCACUGAUCAAAGAAAUAGAGAGAUGGAAAAUCUGGCAGAUCAGUUGAAAGACAAGACUGACCGGUGCAGUGAACUUCUGCUUGCCAAAGAACAGCUUCAAAGAGAUGUACAAGAACGAAAUGAAGAAAUUGAGAAAAUGGAAAACAGAGUAAGGGAGCUCGAACAGGCAUUGAUCAGUACCACUUAUCCUUUACAAAAGGCUGAAGAAAGAAAAUCACAGUUUACCCUUGAAAUCCAAGGGGAUAGUGUGCUUGAGACACAGCUGCAAGCAGAACGUGAUGCUUUAGAGCGAAAAGAGAAGGAGAUCACAAACUUGGAAGAACAGUUGGAGCAGUUUAGAGAAGAGCUAUUAAAUAAGAAUGAAGAAGUUCAGCAGUUGCACAUGCAGUUAGAAAUUCAGAGGAAAGAAGCUGCCACCCAGCUGCAGGAGAUUCAGCUAGAAAACAAACAACUUGAAAAUGAAGUGAACAGCUUGCAAGUGUCAAUGCUUGAUUCUAAUGGAUCAUUUGGUAAUCACUCAUAUGCUGGAAACUUGUCUCAAACUCUCAAGGAAAGAGAUGAAGAAAUAGAAAAACUCAAUGAACAAAUUGUAAAGUUGCAACAGCAGCUUGAACUCACUCCUGACAAUAAGAUCACUGGGAAAAAUAAUGAACAGAUCAGGGAACUGGAAGCCCAAAUAGAAUGUCUAAAAUGUGAUCAAGAACGCCUAAAAAAGUAUAAUGAGGAAGAGGUUGAACAGUUAAAUGAAGUAAUAGAAAAGUUGCAGCAGGAACUGAUGAAAGUAAUGCCAUUGGAAUUAGUUUCUUCUGAAGAUGCGGGGAAUUUAAAACUUGAGUUUGAUAAAAUGAUGGUAGAAAAAAAGCUGCUGCAGCAACAAUUAGAUAAUCAAAAUGAAGAAUUAAUACUCUCUCAACAGAAACUAGAAGAACAAAACAGAAUAUUGCAAAUUCGGGGAUUAGAAUUGAUAAAAACCCAAGUGGAGAAAAAGGAUGGUUUUACAGAUGUUCAAGACUCUAUCAGUAAUGUGGAAGUCAGAAUGCAGGAGUUACAGGCAGCUAUUGAAAAGAAAGAGAAAGAGUUAGAUUUAUGUCGCCUUCAAAUACAAAGCCUAAAGAAACAGGCUCAGACUGAAAUUAAAGAACAUGAAAACCAAAUUCUCACUCUGGAAGAAGCUCUCAGGGAGAAAGUAGCAACAGUUCUAGUGAGCCAAGCACAGUUACAGGCAGUGCAACAGCAAAUAAGGAUAUGUGUUGAGCAACAAAGGAGUCAAAUUAAAGAACGAGAAACUGUUUCUGGUAAAAAGGAAAGAACACCUUUGGAACACCCACAAGAAGGCGAUAAAACACAGAUGUGGCCAGUAGAAACAAAAGAUACUGAUCAAAUAGUUCUACAAAGACAGGAAAUGAUAAUUGAACACCAAACAAAAGAAUUAACCAUGUUAAGAGGGCAGCUAACUGAGGUGCAACAGGAAGUAAUUGAUUUCCAAAAAGAACUUGAAUUUGAAAAGAAAGCACUUUCAACUACUCAAAAAGAAGCCACAGAAAAAGAAGAGAAAUUAAUCGAGUUGUAUCGCGUGUUAGAAAGAAAGAAUGAACCAAUAGAAGAACAAGACAGUGAGGGAUGGAUUUCAACAUCUUUUAUUGCUAAUGAGAAGAAAGUUUCAUGCCUAGGAACUCCUGUUCAACAAGGAGCCACUUCUAUAACUGACCUGAUUUCUGAACUAGGGCAGGUCAAAGCUGAAGCUGCAGUGACUAAAGAACAAUUCAAUUAUUACAGAGGGCAGACUGAGAAACUCCAAGAAGACUUGCGGGCAAAAGAGCUAACUAUAAUAAAUCUUCAGAGAAAACUCAAUACUGCAAAGGAAGCCUUGUGCAAAGAGAAAGACCCCUAUUUGGAACAAGAUGACCAAACUCCUCAGAAAUGUGCUACUGCAGAACCAAAAAAUACUUUGACCAAAGAAAGAGCAAUAAAAUUCCUGGUGGACUCAGCAGUCCAAACCGAAGAAUUGAUUUCUGAUAUUGUUGAGGCUCCACUGACCACUUGUAAAAAUGCAGAACAGCAAACUAAUUUUCAACCUUCAUAUGUUAGUUCUUCAGAGGAAGUUACGAAAAUAAGAAGUCAGUGCUCUGAAAAACUUCUUCAAAUGCGAGAAUUCCAUGGUACUGAACUGGCCAAACUGGAAGCAAGAUAUUCUGCUAAAACAGAAGCCUUGAUAAGUGACCACACUGCUCAACUAAAUGCACUGAGGGAAGAAUAUGAUGCUGUCAAAGCAGUGAUGAAUAGAUCAAGACUGGUGCAUCUUGAUAGACCAGAACCAUCUAUCACAUUACAACUCAGGGAUAGAGAUGUCAGUGAUGGCAGCUUUGUCGGGAGUCCAGGAACAUUUAAUAUUACUACUGAAGGACAGGAAUCCAGAACCAUGUCUGAAGGAAUUAGGAGAGUAAACAAUGUGUCUCACGCAGUUCGUGCACCACUCCAGCAUGGUACAGAGAAUCUUCCUGACAAAAUAAAGUCUUUACUUCAUGAGGUGCACCAAGAGGGUAUGCAGGUGUUGACCCUUUCAGAAUCCCCCUACUUAGAAGGACAACAGCAACCUCUAGAAAAUCGCCCAGAGGGUUGGCUUCAAGAAAGAUGGGAACUUUUGAACGUGGUGCAGUCACUUAAAGAUGUACUUGCCAAUGUUCAGGGAACUGGGGAAGCCAAGGCUUUACCCACUGAAAACAUCACAGACUGGCGGCGUGAACUUCUCCAAGCUGUUCAAAAUGUUUUCAACAAAGAACGUGAUGUCUUUAUGGUUGCUCUUCGUGCACAAGCUUCAUCCUUGAAUAGUAUGGAUGCAAUGACAUUAUUGAACUUACUGAAAGAACAGGAAACGCAGAGGAGAGCAGAUGUGGAACAAUUAAUGACUGCGGAUAGGAAUAGUAUGAUGAUGGAAAUACGUGAACUUUGGUCAUAUCUGCAAAGAGCCCAAAAGGGUGACAAGAAGUCCAUGAUUGUGGAAGAAAAUAGUACACAAAGAAAUGAAGUGGAACUACUGGGAAACAGUUUACAACAGAAGCAGGCUCAGAUUCUCGAGUUACAGAUGGAAUUGAGUACACUAAAGGAAAAGGGAGCUGAACUCCAAGGCCACCUGAAUUUGGAAAAGAUGGUAGCGGCAGAGCUGAAAAAUGAGGUGUCUCAAACCAAAUUGGAACUUGAAACAACACUCAAGACACAACACAAGCACUUUAAAGAGUUGGAGAUGCUAAGAGUUGAGUUAACUGACAAGGCAGCCAAAGUAGACAUGCUGAAUGAUGCACUGGCAAAUGAACAGAAGAAGGCACGGGAACUGCAAUGGGCAUUGGAAAAGGAGAAAUGUAAGGUAGAUAGAAAAGAAGAACAAGACCAAGAGGAAUUGGAGGACUUGAAGUUUGCACUUGAAGAUCAAAAGAAAAGAUAUUUGCAGUUGGAGUGUGCUUUGGAAAAGGAAAGAGUGACAAUAAACGAACUCAGACAGAAUCGAGAUUCUGAGAAAGUACUGCACGAAGCUGAACUAUCACAUGAGAAAAGCCGCAACACUGAGCUCCAAAUUGUCUUAGAUGCUGAGAAAACCAGAUCUCAUGAGUUAAACAAUGUACUAGAAAGAGAACGCCAGCUCUUGAAGCAACUUCAGAGUGCAGAGGAAAUGCAGGGAGGGAUGCAAAAGCCGGCUGGGAUGACAUCUGAGGUGCUUGUAAGGGAGCUACAGAAACAGCUAGAAGAUCAGCAUAACCGUAUAGUAGAGUUGGUUAGUGAGAUGGAAAGAUAUAAACUUGAGUCUGUUCAGUUGAGGCAGUGCCUUGAGGAGCAGCAACAGAUUCAUAAGAAGUCUCUGUUAAAGGAGCAAGAAUCACAUAGACUAAUUCUAGAGAAAGUGGAUUCCUUGCAGCUCCAAGCAAAAGAGCUCCUGGACCAGCUGGAAAAAGAAAAAGAAGAAGUUUUAAAAUUGCAAAGAGAGGAGGCAAAGUUGAAAAAAGCACUUCAGGAAUUACAGGAAACUGAUCAAGUGAGAAGUGAAAGAGAAGCAGAAAAUCAACUGGACAGAGAUAUAGCUGACACUGAAAAGGUGUCUCAGACUAAGACCAACGUUGGGCUUUCAACUGAUAGAACAAGAAACUGGAUUAUGCAGCAGAAGCUAGCAACAACAGAGACUGGAAAUAAUGCAUCUGUUUCUAGCAAGCAGUGGUGUACUCAGUCAAUGAAUGAUGUUGAAAUUGAUGGCGAAGGGGCCGCAUCUGGAGAAAAUAUUAACCUGGAGAGCAUCAGACAGAAGAUACAGCUGAUUGUUUCCAAACUCAGAACGAUAGCCAACAAAGUUGCUACCAGGAUGCAGCACAGCACUGAAACCAUGGAUGACGAAGACCUGAUCUGGCUACAGAAUAAUAUUCAGGACAUUACAUUGCAGUUACAGCAGCUGCAAACCCCUGUACCAGAGCAGAACAUCAUAAUUCCCUCUAGUGCAUCAACUAGCACUCUCACUGAGCGACUUUUGAAGCAAAAUGCAGACCUGACUGGCUUUGUCAGCAAACUCACAGAAGAAAAGAAUGACCUUCACAACAGUCUACUGAAAUUACACGAAGAGGUUCGAAAAUACCGUCAACGCAGUUCAAGUAGCGAUCAGAUAUCAAGAAGGCAUUUGGAUAACCAGGACAGUGUUGAUGCCCUAAUAAAAUCAGAAAGAAUAGUUUGGGCAAAAGAAAAAUCUAAUCUGCAGAAAGCCCUAAAGCUAGCAGAGGCAGAACUGUUUAAAAUUAAGACAGAAGCCAGAAGUGAUGCUUUACAUGCAGAAUUGUUUGGAUCAAUUUCUGAAACUGGCGCUAUCAAGAGAAUUUAUGGAAAGUAUCUGCGAGCGGAGAGUUUCCGAAAAGCGCUCGUUUAUCAGAAGAAAUACCUGUUACUCCUACUCGGUGGAUUUCAGGAAUGCGAGCAAGCAACACUCUCAUUUAUAGCCAGAAUGGGGGGUUACUCAUCUUGCACCGAUUUACAGAUUAUUACCCACCAUUCCAGAAGUUUUACCAGAUUUCGCUCAGUGGUUAGAGUCUCCAUAGCGAUUUCAAGGUUGAGAUUCUUGGUCCGAAGAUGGCUGCGAGCUGCUGGGUCAAGUGGUUUGUCUGGUAACAGGAACAGUCACAGCCAGGUUUCAGCUAAUGACCCAAGAGUGGAUUCUCCUUUCCUACAUUCUGGAAGCAUGUCUUUGGAUUCAAGCCUGACAAGAGAAUUACUUGGAGAUCGUAGACACUGCACAAGUAGACAAAGAUCUGGUCAAGAAUCUCCCAGAUCAGCCACAAACUCUCAACCCCGGUAUCAAUCAAAUCUACUUGAUUCUAAUCCAGGCUCUUUGGCAUCCUCACACCUCCAAAGCUAUGAUCCUGACAGAGCUUUAACAGAUUACAUUAAUAGAUUGGAAUCAUUGCAGAGAAGACUGGGAAGUGUGCAAUCAGGUUCAACAACUUAUGCUCAGAUGUACUAUGGCACAAGAAGAUAGUGGCUUGGAAACAGAUUUUGACUUGAAACGGAAUUGCUUUUGAAGCUGGGCUUUGUUUUUCUAUUUUGUGUAUAUUGUGGGACCAUCAUGGAUUUGAUAAUGGAAUGUGUUUUGCCUGCAAGUCCAAAUGAAAUAAUUUAAAUGAGUUUUAUUCUUUAUAUAAGUUUAAGCUUCCAGUGUGCACAAUACAAUCUGUCGAAACAAUUUGUGUAUAUUUAUGGAAUGCUAAUUUAAACAUGAUUAUAACUUAAUACUGUUUAUUUAAAAGGUGGAAGGAAAAAUGUUUAUUAAAUGGUUCUAAGUGCACUGCAGUCCUGCUAGUGGCUGCUGAGCUUACACUACAUGGUCCAUAAAUAGCUAUGGCAUUGUGGACAGUACACAGUUUGUAGAGGAAUUAUUUUUGUAACGGUAGAAGUUUUGAAUUAUAUGGGCAUUUUGUCAAAGUACUAAAAUAAAUAUGGAUUCAAAAUUCAGAUUUCUGAAACUUGCCAUUUUCUCUGUGAAGUACAUGUAUGAAGAUAAGAAGUUAGCCUGCCUAUAGAAUUUUAACUUUAAGCCUGAAUCUCCCUUUAUUUAACUUGUUGAAAGGAUACUUUUAUGUUGCAGCCUUCUGCCCCUUAGAAACUGAAAUUAGAUCUUUUGAUCCAUUAGACCUCUGAAACCUGAUCCAAAAUGUGUUUUAAUAUUCUAUCCCCUCAUAAUGGUGGUAAAUCUCUUCAGUGGUUAUCUAUCUGCAGCUGUGUUUUCCCAUUUAAUAAGAUCCUUAACCUAUAAUGUGACUAACAAAAAGAAGCGAUCAUAGGGACAUUGUCCUUUUUCCAAAAUUGAGGUUCUGCUUAAUUUGAUUUUUUUUCUCUCUCAAUGAGUGUUUCAAUAUGGAAUGAGAAAAUGGGAUCCAUUCCCAUAAAGAUCACUCCUUUCAACAAACCAGACAUAGUUUGUACCUUCAUGAAUGCUAUUCAAAUUAUUUAAUUCUUGAGAGAUGGACAUACCAGCUGAUAGGAUUUCAAAAGUGAUACCUAAAAUUCCUCUUGAUUCAGAGUAGUUUAAUGAAAACCCCAGGAAAACAGUCAAACAUUGCAGUCUGCCUUAUUGAACCCUGACAAGUAAUAUUUCAUAAACUAUGUCACCAUAGUUACUGCAGAACUAGUCAUAAUGUUCCAGAAUAUUAAACAAUCUCUUAAGUGUAGCCUUAAAACAGUCAACGCUGCCUUUAACCACAUAACAUCCAACUUAUUGAAAGGUGUGAACUCAUCUAACUACUUUCAAGGUCUAUAUCCUCAAUGCACGAAAAGACCUACUCAGGAAAAGGUUUAAAAGUUUAUUCAAAUAUUUAUCAGUCAUAAUGAGAUUUGUCAAUUUUUUACAAGUAUCCUAUAGUAUUGGAAGUCACAGAAACUAAGUAACCUGCCACCAUAUAAAUCAUCUAUGGCUUUCAGCAUUUCAAACACCAAAUCAACCUCCCUGAUGGUCCAUCUGAUUAAGGCUGAGUGAGUAAUGCAGACCAAGAGUUUUUAUCCCAGUUACAUGAUCUCAUUUAGGGCUGCCACUGGGACAUCGGCUUAAGGAGGGGAUGUUCGUCAAUUCAAUUCUUUAGGCAUAUCUUCAUAACUUGGUUAUAAACCAUAGAAGUUUGCUUGAUGGUCUUGCUGAACCCUUUCAAAUGCAUCAACUGGGUUUUUAAAGUUGGAGUGACCAAAAUUCUUUAUGUGCCCAUUUUUGCAGUUAGAUAUUGGUCAAAUGCCUCCAUUAAAUACCAGUACUUUAUUAGUUUUAUUGAUAAUUAACUCUCUGCAACUGGAUUAUUUCAGUGAAUAUUCAAGAAUUAUACCAAAUCCUUUCUCUAUUGGGCAUUGUUCUGUAGAUAAAAGUUAAAGCAAGAUCCCAUCUGCUUAUUUAGAUGGUCAUUAACCAUCCCAUGGCACUAAUCCAAGGAGAAUGGAAAUGUUUCCUGGUGUCCUGGCCAAUGUUUGUUUAUAAAUGCCACCAAAACAAGUGAUUAUUCAUCUCAUUGCUGUUUGCCUACAUAACAGUUACUGAACUACAAAAGUACUGUUUCAAAAAUUGAAUGUUUAUUGUAUACCAGUUUCAUGUUUCCUGUAACAAUGCAUGUUGCUUUACAUUUAUCUACAUUAAACUUUGUUAUUCCUUAA
Molecule: messenger RNA, 14759 nt
Organism: Carcharodon carcharias (great white shark)
Lineage: Eukaryota; Metazoa; Chordata; Chondrichthyes; Lamniformes; Lamnidae
Gene: akap9
Product: A kinase (PRKA) anchor protein 9
Exons: 52
Coding region: 31-12606 (4191 amino acids)
Biological process (GO): signal transduction
Molecular function (GO): molecular adaptor activity
Source: RefSeq, a predicted model, not a curated record